CUCAUGAAAAACCAGUACGGGCUGUAGCUUGCACGCCUCAAGGAACCAUCUUUACUGCUUCGAGAGACUCAACUCUCGUUCAAUGGGAAGGCUCAAGGGAAUUUCCUUAUUACAAACGUUUUAUGACUUACAAUGCUCAUCAACACUACGUUUCUACUUGUUAUUUCUGUCCUCCUAAUGAUACUUACCAGAAAGGGCUAAUUAUCUCAGGAAGUAAUGAUAAAGUAGUAUAUGUAUUCGAGCUUGGCAAAGUGGAGCCCCUCUAUACGCUCUGCGGUCAUACUGACGCUAUUUGCUGCAUUGCUUGUGGGAAUUAUGCAAAGAAACUUUUCAUUGCAACGGCCAGUUGGGAUACCACUAUAAAAGUCUGGGAAAACGGUUUGUGCAGGGCCACUCUGUCCUCGCAUACUGCAGCAGUGUGGUGUUGUUGUUUUGUAGAUUCUACCUGCCUUUGGAGCGGUUCUGCAGAUAAAACUAUAAAAGUUUGGGCUUUGACACGUAAUUCGCAGAAGUUAGUAGCAACUUUGGAGGGGCACACCGAUGCGGUCCGCGGCCUCGUGUUUUUACCGGCGACUUCUACAAGACACGUAGCUUCCUGCAGCAAUGAUGCCUCUAUAAUGAUCUGGUCUACUCAGACUUAUGAGUGCUUGAAAGUUCUGAGAGGCCAUAAUAAUUAUAUAUACAGUAUUUGCCGUUUAAACGCCGGCAGCGGUUUUGUCACGUGCGGAGAGGAUAAAACUUUGAAAUUUUCGGAAUUUUGAGUGCGUGCAAACUAUUACUGUUCCUGUAGAGUCCAUGUGGAGUGUUGUGUGUAUAAACUUCGAAGAAAAUGAAGCUCAGCAUCAAAAUUUUACAGCAUUGAGAACAGGAGACAUUGUGGUUGGUUGUAGUGAUGGAAUUGUCCGCAUUUUUAGUGCAGUUCCUUCGCGUUAUGCAUCUCCAGAACUCUUAGAAAAAUUUGAAGAGGAGGUUUCAAAAUUGACUGUUGACGAAAGGCUUAUUGACUCUUCCUUAAAAAAAGAGCAUCUUUCAGCUCCUGAAGAACUAAACACCAAUGGCAUUUGCGAUGGACAACAAAAAUUGAUUCGCCGACCAACCGGAAAGAUUGAAUUGUACACGUGGUUUUCUUCUCAUUCGACGUGGCAAUAUGUUGGGGAAGUUGUCGGGGUCCCUAAACAAAGUUUUCAAGGCAGAGAAUACGACUUUGUAUUUGACAUUGAUGUUGGGAAAGGCAUGCCGCUGUGUAAACUGCCGUAUAAUUUGUCAGACGAUCCAUGGGAUUCGGCAAAAAAGUUUGUUGCUGAGCACAACUUGAGUUUAGCUUACACUGAGCAAAUUGUGAACUUUAUUAAAAAAAACAGCGGUUAUUCCAAUUCAUUAAAAAACCAAUCAGGCGUCUCGUUUCAUGAGGAAACCCCAUUUCAUUCACUAUUUUUUUUGAAAGAUUAUCUUUACUUUCAAAAAGCUCAGCUUCCCGCUAUCAUUAAAAAAAUUGCUGAAUUUAAUACUCUUGUAAGCGACAUGUUAAAACUUUCGAAGCAUCAAUUGGCAAGUUUAGACACUUGCUGCGAGGACCUUACCAGUCGUCAAGUGGUUCAAUAUGACGUGCUAUCCACGCUAAUGAAGUGGCCUUGCAAAUAUCGUUUUCCAGUUAUUGACUUGCUUCGCUGCACGGCGUUGUCAGCUGAGGGCAGUAGAACCCUCGCAACAACAGACUUGCUUCCGCAUAUCAUUGAUAGUUUACCGGUACUUUCCGAGUCGGACGAACGCUGUCUGGUUUUAGCUCUUCGCUUUCUUGCAAACUGCUUCAAGCAUGAAGAACUGCGAAAGAUUUGCGCUGAAAACUCAUUAAAGUUUUUGCAGCUCCUUUCGCUCAUUCAUUCAAAGGAUGACGCCACUUUGCUUUCCUUAAGCACCGUUUUGCUAAACUAUACCAUAUUAAUGAAAGAAUGGAACACUACUUCUCCGCAACUUCCGCCAAUGUGCUUUCAAAUUU
Molecule: messenger RNA, 1996 nt
Organism: Zophobas morio
Lineage: Eukaryota; Metazoa; Arthropoda; Insecta; Coleoptera; Tenebrionidae
Product: phospholipase A-2-activating protein-like
Exons: 16
Coding region: 123-761 (212 amino acids)
Biological process (GO): ubiquitin recycling; proteasome-mediated ubiquitin-dependent protein catabolic process
Cellular component (GO): nucleus; cytoplasm
Molecular function (GO): ubiquitin binding
Source: RefSeq, a predicted model, not a curated record